Messenger RNA from Paramecium sonneborni, 6536 nucleotides. Lineage: Eukaryota; Ciliophora; Oligohymenophorea; Peniculida; Parameciidae. The record is from the annotation of a GenBank genome assembly.
AUGUUAUUUUAAAUACUGUUUAUAGCGUAGUUAGCAAAAUCUGAGUGGAGACUUAUUUAAAGUUCAUUUUAUUAAGAAAGUUUGCCAAACUCUUAAGGAUGGGAUUUUAAAUAAUCGUGUACAAUUGACACAAUAAAAUCAGACUCAAUUAGAUAAUGUUAAUCAAAUCAACUAGAUAUUAUUCGUUUGAAAGAUGAUCGAACAAGACUGGAAAAGCAAUUUUAUUAUCCUCAUUUUUAACUUCGAAUUAUCACUGAUGUUAUUUACAUUAGGGCAAAAUCAGGCUCUAAUUCGGAGUUUAAAAUAACUGUUAUUGACUCUGGAGGUGCAACUCCAAUAUUUUCUAGAACUUAUUAAGAAUCUUCAAUAUAAUAAUAUGACAAAGUUUGUCAAAAUAGUUGCGGUGGAAGUUGCGGUGGAUUGGAUGAAACAAGAAUAGAAUUAAAAACAGUAAUAUUUAAUGCAAUAAAUCAUUCUUAAUCUGUUUUUGGCAUUUCAUAUUGUUAUAUAUAUCAAGAUUCAGAUAUGAGGGUUGGAUUAAGAAAUAUACUAAUAUAUGUUAAUACAUGUCAUUUUACUUGUGCAUCUUGUUCAGGAAGUACUUAAUAUGAAUGUUUAACUUGUUAUUAAGGAGGAUUAUAAGGAGGUGUAUGUAAAUGUGAUGAAUCAAAUUCUUAUGUUUAGAUUUUGACUGGUUGUUCAUAAGAAUGUCCUAGAGAUUAUUAUUUAGCAGAUGAUUCUAAAUACUGUUAAUUUGAUUCGAGUAAUUUUUGAAUUAUAAUUUAGGAAUAAAAUCAAAGCUGAGUUAUUUUACUACAACUACAUUAAACAACGGUAAUUUAUUACCAUAUGAUCCUUGGGUAUAUGUACCUGAUAUAUUUUAUCCAUCCAAUACAAAUAAAUUAACUUAAUGUGGAAGUGAGGAUUUAAUUGGAAAAUUUUAAAAUUAUGAAAUGAUUUAUUUGAAAUUAGUUGAGCAUAAAGGACUGAAAUUUUUAAGAAUAAGAGCUUCUUUUUUUUUAUUUGGAUGGUAAACUGGAUCAUCCUUAAGAAUAACUGUUGAUUCUUAUUCACAAGGUCAAAUUUUAAAAACCGCAUCUAAUUAUACUAUUUUAAAUGCUAGAUUAAAUAAGUUUAGUAGUUCAAGUUGUUCAGGUGAUAAUUAUGAUUUUUUACGAAUUGAAACAGUUCUUAAGACUUAUACUACAACUCCUAUAAUUAAGAUUUAAGCAGUACCUAUUCUAUAAACUGAAUUUUGGGCAUUCAAAAAUUUAACUAUUGAUUAUGGAUUAUGUUAAAGUAAUUGUACUUCAUGUGAAACAUACUCUAGAUGCUUAAUUUGUGAUUCAGGAUUUAAAUUAUAUAGAGGAACAUGUGUAAAUCCAUGUCCCAUCCAUACAACUUUAUUGGCUAAUGGAACAUGUUAAGAUUUUGAAGAUAUUUUAGAAAGUAAGGAUCAUAACUUUAUUUAUUAGAUAGUAGAUAUUUGGUAAAAGCUUUUUAUGAUAUGAACACUACAUUUGAAGGAGUUUCAUCAAUAAUUGAUAAUUUUACAGAUUUAGCUGGAGCAAUUAAGACUUCAUUUACUGGAUCUAUCUAUUCAUUUGUACCAGAAAAGUCAGUAUUAGGAGGUGUUUUAGUGUGGUAAGUAGGCAAAUUUUAAAAAACAUUUAAUUCAUUAAAACCUCACUAUAAGAUAAGUUAUAGACUUAAUGUAACCUAUGGUGAUGAGAUGUCAGGAUGGUUUUCUUAUAAAUUUGAUUCAUUUUAGUCUCCAUAAAUAACAAAUCCUAAGACAGGAAAUUAGAAUUCAAUAGGGGAUAUAAAAAAAGAGACCACAGUUUAUCAUUAAUUACUAGAAUAAACACAUACAAAUCCAAAAUUGGAUAUAGUAUUGGCAGGAAAUACAAAUAGUGGUUCUUUAGAAGAUGCAUUUAUUUAUGUUUCUGAAUACUUUGUAAUAGUUCAUUAUGUAUUUUAUUUUAAAAUAAAUAAGUGUGCUCCAUUUUGUACUUAAUGUAAUGGUCCAGCAAUAUCAGAUUGUACCUUUGGUUAUAGUGGAUUCAGUUUAAGCUAAUAUUGUGAUACAAAUAAAUACUUGAGUUUUGACAGUUCAACUUAAGUUUAUUCUUGUUAAUCCUGCAAUCAAUUAGGUUGUUUAGAAUGCGAAAGCGAAUCAGUUUGCACAAAAUGUUAAUUUUCUGAUACUAAUAAAUUUUUAUUAGAUUAAGGAGUAUGUUAAUGUUAUCCAUCUGCUUAUUAAUCAGGAUCGAAUUGUAUUUGUAAAAUUAAAAAUUUAUAAAAUAGAAUGUAAUAGAUAUUGUGAAAGCUGUUUUGGAUAAUUAAAAACAUAAUGUUUUACUUGUGUUUCUGAAUUCUAUAGAUCAGUUAAAUAGUAUUAAUGUUUAUGCAUUGAUGGAUAUUAUGAUGAUGGAUAUAAUUUGUAAUGUUUACCUAUUUGUGGUGAUUAAAUAAUCGUAGACGGUGAAGAUUGUGAUGAUGGCAAUAAUAAUCCAUUUGAUGGAUGUUAUUAAUGCAAGUUCUCUUGUUAAGAGAAUUGUUCUUAUUGUUAAAGUGGAAAAUGUUAUGAAUGUAUGGAGGAUUAUCUUUUUAUUGAAUCAAUCCAUAAAUGUAUUAAUAAUUGUGGAGAUUCUAAAGUUUUAGGAAAUGAAGAAUGUGAUGAUAGUAAUAUAUAUCCAUUUGAUGGUUGUAAUUAAUGUUAAUUUUAAUGUUAUGAACAUUGUAUUGAUUGUUUAUUUGGAGUUUGUUACAAAUGUGAUGAAUAGAAUGGCUGGUAUUUAACAGGCAUAAAUUGUGAACCUAUUUGUGGAGAUGGAAUUUUAGUUUAUGGAGUUGAAUAAUGUGAUGAUUAGAAUUAUGAUCCAUUUGAUAAUUGUGAUAUGUGUCAAUUAAGUUGUUCAGAAUAUUGUAAAUAAUGUUCUAAUGGAAUUUGUGUUUAGUGCAUUACAGGAUUUAAAUAUGUAUCUGUUAUUAAGUAAUGUAUACCAAUUUGUGGGGAUUUUUUAAUUGUUGCUAAUGAACAAUGUGAUGAUAAUAAUUUUGCAGAAUUUGAUGGAUGUUAUUAAUGUGAGUUUAGAUGUUAAACACAAUGUACUAAUUGUAUACUAGGAAAAUGUUAUUAAUGUAAUACUCCAGGUUGGGAAUUAAAUUCUUCUGAAUUAAAGUGUGAUAUUAUAUUGGAUGAUAGUAUUGUUUCAUCUAAAACAGAAUAUUGUGAUGAUGGUAAUAUUAUUCCUAUGGAUGGUUGUUAUUAAUAGUAUUAUGAUUGUUAAGAUUCAUGUUCUGUUUGUUAUAAUGGCUAUUGUAUAUUUUGUAAACAAAAUUGGUAUCUAAGACAAUCUGAUAAUCUCUGCUAUCCAAUUUGUGGUGAUAAUCUAAUUGUAGGAAAUGAAUAAUGUGAUGAUAACAAUACAUUGAUGCAUGAUUCUUGUAAUUAAUGUAUUUUUUAAUGUGACAUUAACUGUUUAUUAUGUUCUUUUGGAAAUUGUUCAUAAUGCCAAAUUGGAUUUUAACUACAAAGUGAUAAAUGUAUUGAAAUCUGUGGAGAUGCUUUAGUAGUUGGUCAUGAACAGUGUGAUGAUAAUUAAUAACACAUAGAUUCAUAUUGUCUAAAUUGUUAAAAUUAUUGUGGAACUAGUUGUGCUUUAUGUUUAAAAGGAGGAUGCUAAAUUUGCAUAGAUGGAUAUUCAUUGAACAAUUAUGAAUGCUAACCUAUAUGUGGUGAUAAAAUAAUAGUAGAGAAUGAAUAAUGCGAUGAUGGAAAUGAUUAAGCAUUUGAUGGAUGUCAUAAUUGUAAGUUUUAAUGCUAGGAAGAAUGUUUGAAUUGCUAAUUCGAUUAAUGUUAAGAUUGUAUGCUUGGAUAUAUUAACAACGAAUUUAUUUGUAUUGAAAAUUGCGGUAAUUCUUUAACUACAAAGAAUGAAAGUUGUGAUGAUGGAAACUUGGACGCCUUUGAUGGAUGUUUUAAUUGUAAAUACUCUUGUGAUGAAUAAUGUGAAAUUUGUUAAUAAGGACUAUGUUUCUAAUGUAAAAAUAUUGAAUGGCAAAUCAACAUUAUUAAUUAUAGAUGCGAACCAAUAUGUGGAGAUAAAAUUAUUGUUGGUUAUGAAUAAUGUGACGACGGAAAUAAAGAUAGAUACGAUGGUUGUUUUGAUUGUUAUUACGAAUGUGAAUAAGCAUGUACAAGUUGUAUAUAAGGAAUAUGUCAUGAAUGUAAUACAAUAGGAUGGGUAUUUGAAGAUUUUAAAUGUUUUCCAAUUUGUGGAGAUUUACUUAUUGUUGGAUAUGAAUAAUGUGAUGAUGGUAAUGAUAUUCGAUAUGAUGGAUGCUUUGAAUGUGAAUAUGAAUGUUAGAUAGAAUGCACAAAUUGUAAUAAAGGUAUAUGUGAAGAAUGCAAUACAAGAGGUUGGAUAUUGUAAGGAUAGAGUUGUUAAACAAAGUGUGGUGAUGGAAUUGUUGUGUAACCAUUUGAAGAAUGUGACGAUGGAAAUUAUUUACCCUUAGAUGGUUGUUUUGAUUGUUAUUAUUAGUGUCAAGAAAUUUGUGGUGAAUGUUAUGAAGGCAAAUGCUAUAAAUGUAAUGAAUUAGGAUGGAUAAUAAAAAAUUUCAUAUGUGUUCCACAUUGUGGUGAUGGUUUAAUUGUAGGUAAUGAACAAUGUGAUAGUGGAUUAGUAGUAGCUAGUUAUUGUUAAAAUUGUAAAUUAGUUUGUGAUAAAUAUUGUAUUGAUUGUGAAGAUGGAAUCUGUAAUCUUUGUGAUUAAGGUAGAUAUCUAUAAGAUAACUAAUGUAAUUCAGUAUGUGGGGAUGGAUAUUUUGUUGAUGAAGAUUGUGAUGAUGGUAAUGUUGAAAAUGGAGAUGGAUGCUCAGAAUAUUGUGAAAUUGAAAAUGAUUGGGUAUGCUUAAAUACUCCACUGUAAACUAGUUCAUGUAUUUAUUCUAUCAAUCCAGUUAUGAUUCUCAAUUCUCUUACUUCCUUAUCUGAAAGUGAAGAUAUUGUUUCAAUUACUUUUAAUCAACCUAUGAUGCUCAUGUAUAAUGAAUCUUAUAAUCCUGAUCAUUAUUUCAAAGCAAAUAUUUCUAAUCUUCUAUAUGAAUAAUAUCAAAUUACUUUUGAUUUUAAAGUACCUCCUAAAUUUGGAAAAGUAGAAAACAUUGAAAUUCUAGCUAACAUUAAAUUUUAUGAAAAUAUAGAAGAUCCUAUUCUAAUUAUUCUUCUAAACUAAAGUGCUAUUGUAACUGAAUAUUUAAAUAUUGUUUUAAAUAACGAAAAAUAAAUUAAACUUAAAACCCCUGUUGUUCUUUCCUAAUCUCAAAUUAAUACAUCAGAAAAUGCUAAAUCAUUUAUGAACAUUGUUAUUUAUUUUAUGAUCACUUUAUCUGCAUUUUGCAUUGUAACAGGAUCUUUCGAUAUUUUUUGGAAUUUAAUGGAUUUACUUUAGUAUUUAUCCUAUAUUAAAUACAUCAAUAUUUAAUUUCCAACUAAUCUUAAUAUUUACUUUGAAGUUUUUAAACUAAUUUCAAUAUAACCAAUUAUGGAUUUCACUGGAAUUAGUUCCAUUUUCAAUAUCAUUGAUGGAGAAUAAGAAUAUUUCGUAGAAACUACGAAUAAAUUCAAAUAAGAUGACAUAAAUGGGUAUUUCUAUACAAACUUUUAAAGUUCUAUAUUUUGCUUUUUUGGCUUAUUCUUUGGCUAUUUUAUUUCAAAAGGAUUAACAAAAUUCUUAUAUAAAUUAGGACCUUAUUAAUUAGCUGAAUUUGGUUAUUAUCCAAUGAAAUUCAUUUAUGUUGUAAGAAAUAUAUUAAAAAAAAGCUAUUAAGCUUUUUAUUUUAGUUCGAUAAUAAAAAUGAUAAUGUCAAAUUAUUAUGACAUAAGUUUCUCUGUAUUUAUUUAAUUAAUACAUUUUAAUACAGAAAGCACUAUAUUUUUGAUCAACUCAUAUACUGCUUUAAUCGUUUGUGCUUUACAACUUCUAUUUUUUAUUUACACAUUCAAUAAACAACUUUCAUUUACAAAAAAAGCAACAACAAAGAAUAUUCAACAAUACUCUGCUUUAUUUGAAGGAGUAACUGAUUCUUCUGAUAUUUGGAUUACAUAAUAUAACACAAUCUUGUUAUUAAAAAAAUAAGUUUUUAUAUUUUUAAUUGUUUUUAUGGAUUAAAAUGGUCCCUUACAAACCAUUACAAUAGGAUUAAUUCAAACGAUAUUUUUAUUAUAUGUUUAUUUACAAAAACCCCUUGAAAAUAUUUAAGAGUAUUAUAAAACCUUAGUAGCUGAGGCCCUACUGGCAUUUAAUACUUUAUUAUUUUUAACCUAUUCUUAUAGGUUUUAAUUAGAAUUAUCGAUAGAUGAGUAUAUUAUGAUAGGUUGGAUUCAUAUUGCUAGCUUUAGUUUUAUUUUGAUAUUUUCAUUAAUCUUUGAUUUUAAGACUUAAGCUAUUACUCUAUGUAAAAAAGUCAUGAAAAUCAUAUAAGGAAAUAGACCAUAAGUUGCGACAGGGACAAUUAUAUUUUAUUGA